GAGUCUCUCUGACAGCCACAAGCUGAGUUAGGAUUGGUGUGUCUGGUGAGAUUUGCCCUGUUGAAUGAUACUGAUGCCUCUCUAUUUACUUUUACUUGCUACUCGUGGAUACCUUGUGCACCCUAGAAACAGAGACACCAGACAUAGCACAAGUCCUGCUCACAAAUACUAUCUGGCUAUGGACCCUAUGUCUGAAUCACUUUAUCUAUCAGACACCAAUACUCGAAAAGUCUACAAGUUGAAAUCUCUUGUGGAAACAAAAGAUCUGACUAAGAAUUUUGAAGUGGUGGCAGGAACAGGUGAUCAGUGCCUUCCAUUUGACCAGAGUCAUUGUGGAGAUGGUGGGAGAGCAUCGGAAGCUUCACUGAACAGCCCUCGAGGCAUCACAGUUGAUAGGCAUGGAUUCAUUUACUUUGUGGAUGGGACUAUGAUUCGGAAAAUUGAUGAGAAUGCUGUGAUCUCCACUGUAAUCGGCUCAAAUGGUCUGACUUCCACACAGCCACUGAGCUGUGACUCAGGAAUGGACAUCACUCAGGUGCGGUUAGAGUGGCCAACAGACCUUGCAGUCAAUCCCAUGGACAAUUCAUUGUAUGUCUUAGAUAACAAUAUUGUGCUGCAAAUUUCUGAGAACAGGCGCGUGCGGAUCAUUGCAGGGCGCCCCAUUCACUGCCAGGUGCCAGGUAUUGAUCAUUUCUUGGUCAGCAAGGUGGCAAUUCACUCCACUCUGGAGUCAGCGAGGGCCAUCAGCGUCUCCCACAGCGGCCUGCUCUUCAUAGCUGAAACAGAUGAGAGGAAAGUAAACCGCAUUCAGCAAGUUACCACCAAUGGGGAGAUCUCCAUCAUGGCUGGUGCCCCCACUGACUGUGAUUGCAAAAUUGAUCCCAACUGUGACUGUUUUUCAGGUGAUGGUGGCUAUGCCAAAGAUGCAAAGAUGAAAGCCCCUUCCUCUUUAGCAGUGUCUCCUGAUGGCACCCUCUAUGUGGCUGACCUUGGGAACGUUCGAAUUCGAACCAUUAGUAGGAACCAAGCCCACCUGAAUGACAUGAACCUUUAUGAGAUUGCUUCACCUGCUGAUCAGGAACUCUACCAGUUCACCGUCAAUGGAACCCACCUGCACACCUUGAACUUGAUAACAAGGGACUAUGUGUAUAAUUUCACCUACAAUGCUGAAGGUGACUUGGGCGCCAUUACCAGUAGCAAUGGCAACUCUGUGCAUAUUCGCAGGGAUGCAGGCGGAAUGCCCCUUUGGCUUGUAGUGCCUGGCGGGCAGGUGUACUGGCUGACCAUAAGCAGUAAUGGAGUUCUGAAAAGAGUAUCAGCCCAAGGCUAUAACCUGGCCUUGAUGACCUAUCCAGGAAACACUGGGCUUCUGGCUACCAAAAGUAAUGAAAAUGGAUGGACAACCGUUUAUGAGUAUGACCUCGAGGGACAUCUGACCAAUGCAACAUUCCCCACUGGAGAAGUCAGCAGCUUCCACAGUGACCUGGAGAAGCUGACAAAAGUGGAGCUGGAUACUUCCAACCAUGAAAAUGUCCUCAUGUCAACCAACUUGACAGCAACUACUACCAUCUAUAUUUUAAAACAAGAAAAUACCCAAAGUACAUAUCGGGUGAGUCCAGAUGGCUCCCUACGUGUCACCUUUGCCAGUGGGAUGGAGAUCAGCCUCAGCUCAGAGCCUCACAUCCUGGCCGGGGCGGUCAACCCCACCCUGGGCAAAUGCAACAUCUCAUUGCCCGGAGAGCACAACGCAAACCUCAUUGAGUGGCGGCAGCGGAAGGAGCAAAACAAAGGCAAUGUUUCAGCUUUUGAAAGGAGACUGAGGGCCCAUAACAGAAACCUGCUGUCCAUAGAUUUUGAUCAUAUAACACGCACAGGAAAGAUCUAUGAUGACCAUCGGAAAUUCACCCUUCGAAUUCUUUAUGAUCAAACUGGACGACCUGUCCUGUGGUCUCCUGUAAGCAGAUAUAAUGAAGUGAACAUCACGUAUUCACCUUCAGGACUGGUGACAUUUAUUCAAAGGGGGAUGUGGAAUGAAAAAAUGGAAUAUGACCAGAGUGGAAAAAUAAUUUCAAGAACUUGGGCUGAUGGGAAAAUUUGGAGCUAUACCUACUUAGAAAAGUCUGUGAUGCUUCUCUUACACAGCCAGCGGCGUUACAUCUUUGAGUAUGACCAAUCGGAUUGUCUGCUCUCAGUCACCAUGCCUAGUAUGGUGCGCCACAGCUUACAAACCAUGCUUUCAGUGAGCUACUACCGGAAUAUCUACACCCCACCGGACAGUAGCACUUCUUUUAUCCAAGACUAUAGUCGAGAUGGCCGACUGCUACAGACCCUGCAUGUGGGGACAGGGCGAAGAGUUUUAUACAAGUACACCAAGCAAGCAAGGCUGUCUGAGAUUCUCUAUGAUACCACUCAGGUCACAUUAACAUAUGAAGAGUCUUCUGGAGUGAUUAAGACAAUACACCUGAUGCACGAUGGCUUCAUUUGCACAAUCAGAUACAGGCAAACAGGACCUCUUAUUGGACGCCAGAUUUUCCGAUUCAGUGAAGAAGGUCUUGUGAAUGCUCGGUUUGACUACAGCUACAACAACUUCCGCGUCACCAGCAUGCAAGCUGUGAUAAAUGAAACCCCUUUGCCCAUAGAUCUGUACCGAUAUGUUGAUGUCUCUGGUAGAACAGAGCAGUUUGGAAAAUUUAGUGUGAUCAAUUAUGACUUAAAUCAGGUCAUAACUACUACAGUGAUGAAGCACACCAAAAUCUUCAGUGCCAAUGGCCAAGUUAUUGAAGUCCAAUAUGAAAUCCUAAAGGCAAUUGCCUACUGGAUGACUAUUCAAUAUGAUAAUAUGGGCCGAAUGGUAAUAUGUGAUAUAAGAGUAGGAGUAGAUGCCAAUAUAACAAGAUAUUUCUAUGAAUACGAUGCUGAUGGACAACUUCAAACUGUUUCUGUAAAUGAUAAAACCCAGUGGCGUUAUAGUUAUGAUCUGAAUGGCAACAUCAACCUUUUAAGCCAUGGGAAUAGUGCUCGUCUUACUCCUCUCCGAUAUGACCUCCGGGAUCGCAUCACCAGACUAGGAGAAAUUCAGUAUAAAAUGGAUGAAGAUGGCUUUCUGAGGCAGAGGGGAAAUGAUAUCUUUGAAUAUAAUUCUAACGGUCUGCUGCAGAAAGCCUACAAUAAGGCUUCUGGCUGGAGUGUGCAGUAUUACUAUGAUGGGCUUGGACGACGUGUUGCCAGUAAGUCCAGCCUAGGACAGCACCUCCAGUUCUUCUAUGCAGACCUUGCCAACCCCAUAAGAGUUACUCAUUUGUACAACCACACAAGCUCAGAGAUUACAUCCCUGUAUUAUGAUCUCCAAGGUCACCUUAUUGCCAUGGAGCUAAGCAGUGGUGAAGAAUAUUAUGUAGCCUGUGAUAAUACAGGCACCCCACUGGCUGUGUUCAGCAGUCGAGGUCAGGUGAUAAAAGAGAUAUUGUACACGCCCUAUGGAGAUAUCUAUCAUGACACUUACCCUGACUUUCAGGUCAUCAUUGGUUUUCAUGGAGGACUCUAUGAUUUCCUUACUAAAUUAGUGCACCUGGGGCAAAGGGAUUAUGAUGUUGUUGCUGGUAGAUGGACGACGCCUAAUCAUCACAUAUGGAAACAGUUGAACCGCCUUCCUAAACCAUUCAACCUCUACUCCUUUGAAAAUAACUACCCGGUUGGCAAAAUUCAAGAUGUUGCAAAGUAUACCACAGACAUUGGCAGUUGGUUGGAGCUAUUUGGUUUCCAGCUACACAAUGUACUACCUGGAUUUCCCAAACCAGAGUUAGAAAAUUUGGAAUUAACUUAUGAGCUUCUACAGCUUCAGACAAAAACUCAAGAGUGGGAUCCUGGAAAGACUAUCUUGGGUAUUCAGUGUGAGCUCCAGAAACAGCUCAGGAAUUUCAUUUCCUUGGACCAACUUCCCAUGACUCCCCGAAAUAAUGAUGGACGAUGCCUUGAAGGAGGGAAGCAACCAAGGUUCGCCUCUGUUCCUUCUGUUUUUGGAAAAGGUAUAAAAUUCGCCAUCAAGGAUGGCAUAGUGACAGCCGAUAUUAUAGGAGUGGCCAAUGAAGAUAGCAGACGGCUUGCUGCCAUUCUCAAUAAUGCUCAUUACCUGGAAAACCUACAUUUUACCAUUGAUGGGAGGGACACUCACUACUUCAUUAAGCUUGGGUCUCUGGAAGAAGACCUGGUGCUCAUCGGUAACACUGGGGGGAGGCGGAUUCUAGAGAAUGGUGUCAAUGUCACUGUGUCCCAGAUGACUUCUGUGUUGAAUGGGAGGACUAGACGGUUUGCAGAUAUCCAGCUCCAGCACGGGGCUCUGUGCUUCAACAUCCGGUAUGGGACAACGGUCGAAGAGGAAAAGAAUCACGUGUUGGAGAUUGCCAGACAGCGCGCUGUGGCCCAGGCCUGGACUAAGGAACAAAGAAGGUUGCAAGAAGGGGAAGAGGGUAUUCGGGCGUGGACAGAGGGGGAAAAGCAGCAGCUUUUGAGCACUGGGAGGGUACAAGGUUAUGAUGGGUAUUUUGUUUUGUCUGUUGAGCAGUAUUUAGAACUCUCUGACAGUGCCAACAAUAUUCACUUUAUGAGACAGAGUGAAAUAGGCAGGAGGUAACAAAAAAAAUCUCUGCCUUUGCGUCACCAAAGACUGCCUGUUUUUAAAACAUAAAAUGGUUUAUUGUAUUGGUUUUCUAGAUCAGAACUCUGUAUAUGUAAAUAUGGAGGGAAAACAUAUCCAACUGCCUUUCAAUGUGACGGAAGAUGGUAUUUUAAUAUUGUUUAAACUCUUUAAGAAACGACAGAUUUUUAGUUCUCGUGUGGCAGUAUUCAAAAUAACACAAGUAGAACUGAAACAGCUAAAAACAAAAGGUUUUCAGAAAGCACCACUUUAAAUUUGUCGAGUCAUGCAUAUAUAUAUAUACAGAAUAUACAGAAUAUAUAUAUAUAUAUUCAAAUAUACAGAAAGAUCCCAAGGUUCUAUAUCUCUAUUGCGACAUGAAGUUUCAUAUUUAACUGUUGGCAGACAAAGUGGUGCAAUAAGUAUCUAAACCUUGCAUUUCGCAAGAAUGCCAGCGCUUUCACAUUUUCCAGAUCUGCUAUAGGACACUUCAAAGAAGUAUGAAAUGUCCUCAGCCACGAUCUCCUAGAGUCGAGAACCAUUUGCCCUUCCUCCCUGAUUAUUCCUUCCUGCUUGUUAAAGUAAAUGCCAUGUUGUUGUGCUGUGUUUGGGCGUGUGGUGGCUGCGUUCUGUCUACCAUGCUUCCCUAUGGGUGUGGUACCCAGACUGAAUUGCCACAAUUUGCUUGUGUGCGCCUGAUACCGAGGCAGCUGGCCAAUGUAACUUCUCCCAUACCACCUGUUUUGACUAAAUUUUGUUUUACUAAAUUGUCCAGCUGUAUUGGCGCCAUGUAAGCAUAGCUUUUAUUAACCUGGGUAGCAAUUUCUCAUUUAUAUAUAGGGUGUGUUUUGGUCAUAGUUUCACAUUAGUGAUUCAGUAUUUAUACACUAAUCCAAUAGUUUUGUGCACACGAAAGGUGACUUACUACAAAGUGUGAUUCUGGUACAAAAAAAAAGAGAGGCUUUAGCAGGCAUAUAUGCCUGGGAUGCCGAUAAAUUACAUUCACUACUACUGCAGAAAUUCAUAAGAGCCAAAACCUUUAAAAACUAGACUGAAUACUAAACUUGAAAUGAAAGUAUCAAAGGGGAGACCAAGCUAAACAUCACAGUAGUUGCUCUACAUUGUUUCAGCUCAGUUAGAUUUAUCUUUUAAAUGUACCAUUCUGUAUUGAACAUCUCCCAACCAUAGUCAGGAAAUUUAAUUAAGUGUACCCUUUCCAACCUAAAACAUUUCAACUAAUUAUAGAGAGACAGACUAUUUUUUAUUAAAAUAAUGUAUAUGGU
Messenger RNA from Myotis myotis, 5916 nucleotides. It is a transcript of the gene TENM1, whose product is annotated as teneurin transmembrane protein 1. Gene Ontology annotation, cellular component: neuron projection. Bases 65 to 4630 code for a protein of 1521 amino acids. The record is from RefSeq and is a predicted model, not a curated record. The transcript is spliced from 12 exons. Gene Ontology annotation, biological process: heterophilic cell-cell adhesion; neuron development. Lineage: Eukaryota; Metazoa; Chordata; Mammalia; Chiroptera; Vespertilionidae. Gene Ontology annotation, molecular function: cell adhesion molecule binding; protein heterodimerization activity; protein homodimerization activity.